Messenger RNA from Prosopis cineraria, 2722 nucleotides. Its product is annotated as transcription factor TCP20. Bases 184 to 1074 code for a protein of 296 amino acids. The transcript is spliced from 2 exons. NCBI's taxonomy places the organism in Eukaryota, Viridiplantae, Streptophyta, Magnoliopsida, Fabales, Fabaceae. Gene Ontology annotation, cellular component: nucleus. The record is from RefSeq and is a predicted model, not a curated record. Gene Ontology annotation, molecular function: DNA-binding transcription factor activity; sequence-specific DNA binding.
GACAUGGGGGAUGGGGCACCGUGGGAUUUUAACAUUUUUUAAUGGUUUGUCACUUCAUAGUUCAUCCUUGCCAAAAACAGUGAAUAACUCAUGAAACUCUAGGACUUUUCAAGCCAUCCCUCUUCGAUCAAAGCGGUCCCAUCUUAAAAAUAAUAAAAAUAAUAAUAAUUCUGUGCCCUGUUCAUGGAUCCCAAGGGCUCAAAGCAAUCGCAGGAGGUACCCAAGUUCUUGAGUCUCCCACAGCCCCAAGCGAACAUCAUGGGAGAGAACAAGCCGGCUGAAAUCAAGGAUUUCCAGAUUGCGAUUGCGGAUAAAGAAGACAAUAACAAGAAGCAGCUAGCGCCCAAGAGGAGCUCCAACAAAGACAGGCACACCAAAGUAGAAGGCAGAGGAAGGAGGAUAAGGAUGCCGGCGCUGUGUGCCGCUAGAAUCUUCCAAUUGACCAGAGAGUUGGGUCACAAAUCUGACGGCGAAACCAUUCAGUGGCUUCUCCAGCAGGCGGAGCCGUCGAUCAUCGCAGCCACCGGAAGCGGCACGAUUCCCGCAUCAGCUUUAGCUGCCGCAGGCGGCUCUGUUUCGCAACAGGGCACUUCUCUGUCUGCAGGAUUGCAUCAGAAAAUUGAUGAAUAUGGGGGGUCCAAUAUUGGGUCGGGCAGUAGGACCGGGUGGGCUAUGGUGGGCGGAAAUCUGGGGAGACCCCAUAUGGCUACUGGUCUAUGGCCCCCAGUUAGUGGGUUCGGGUUUCAGUCAUCAUCGGGUCCAUCCACACCAAGUCUUGGAAGCGAGAGUUCAAAUUACCUGCAAAAGAUUGGGUUCCCUGGGUUUGACUUGCCUGCGGCAGCAACGAACAUGGGUGCCAUGAGUUUCACCUCAAUUUUGGGCGGGGCUAACCAGCAAAUGCCCGGGUUGGAGCUUGGUUUGUCUCAGGAUGGUCAUAUCGGUGUUCUGAACUCACAAGCCUUGUCCCAGAUUUAUCAGCAGAUGGGUCAGGCUAGAGUACACCAGCAGCAGCAGAAUCAGCAUCAGCAUCAGCAGACUCCUGCCAAGGAUGAUUCUCAAGGCUCUGGACAGUGAUGCAAGUAGUAUUGCCCGUAGGCAGAGAAUUCUGCAAAUGGCUUUUCUUAUUGUAUGAUUGGGAGACGUGUGCAAAUAGAUACCUGAAGGAAUUCAAUAGGACCUGGAUUUGGCUUCCCCCCUCCCCCAUCUUUCCUAUUCAUUUGCUGCACCACUGAAGUCUCCAGAAACAGGUGGAGUUGCACUGCCACAUAGCUUGGGUUUGGGCUUAAUCUCUUGUUUAAUUCGGAGGUGUGUUGAAUAUUACUUUGUAAGGAAUCGAUUACUUUUUUCCCCCGCUAUAGGUCAGGAUGGAGUGAUCAUCUGUUUGUUUGUGAAAGUAAUGGUUUAGUUUCAUAAUCAUAUUUUGCUAAAUCUUAUUGCAUCUUGGACUUCAUCUUUGUCAUCUGAAAGAUUCUGACCCAAUGGCUUCCUGGUACACUAAAUAAACCUGAAACUAUAUUUCCACACACAAGCUGCCCGUUGUUACCAUUUCGAAUUUCAGGUUCAGAUGUUGUCCUAUUUCUUUGCAGACAAUUGAGCAGUUUCCAUCAAAUUGAUUGUGGGGAACUUUUUUUUUUGGGUCCUUUUGGAUGUCAUUUGUUUUUUGAACCCCUUCUUCAGUUGUGCUUUCUUUUAAGAAUUUGAUAUCGUGGACCUAAGCAUCCACAUCUGCAGCUCUGCAUUAUUGUCAAAGAUAGCAAAUUUCCCUUUUCUUUCACGGGUUUUUCGCUUCUGAAAUUUAGUAACUGAAAUGGAUUAGUAAGCUGGAAAAAUCGUAUACUGUUCUUGAUCCAAAGAAGUCAUGUGGCGUUCACUUAUUGUAAAAGUCAUCCUUUUCUGUGUCAAUCGAAGUCCGAAACCAGUGUGUACUGCUACAGUAGAGCUUGAGUAUCCAUAACUGAUGUUAGCAAAUACUUCUUACUUUUGAGAAUGGGCGAAGGCCUUCCUCAUCUAGGUUAAGAAGCGGAACUAACAAUCUGUUUGUGAUGUCCUAUUUCUCCACUAUUACUUCCAUGCACGUCAGCAAAUUGAACCAAUCGCUGUUCGCUAAUUAGCCAUUCUAAUAACUAGCUGAAAUCUGGAAUAACCUCUUGUUUCUGAAGCUUGCAUGGUAGUAAGAUGUCAGGUUGUUGUGUUAAGCCUGUUGAAAAGAUAAAGCAUCUUAAAGAACACAGCGAUGUCAUUAUUGAUUGUGGAACGUUAAAAUUAGCGUUAAGUUAUGAACGAGACUUGGAAUUGCUGCUCGAGAAACUAUGGGACAAUCUGUCAAGAUCUGAAACUUCUUUGAGUUUCUAUGACAUCAAGUUGUCAAGUUAUGCUAGUGGAUAUGUGGUAAUCUCCAUGGUGCCCGGUGAAUCGCUGCUUUGCUGUAGUUUCUGGCUGCAAGUGCUUCUAUAUUUGCUUUCAUCAUGUAAACUCAUGUCAUCUCAUCUUGUCAACUUUGUAAACUCGUGGAUUUUGUGCUCUCAAGCUUCAAUUGGUGUCGCUCAGUAUAUGACAUUAGUGGAAACUUUAUGAAUACGAUCAGUUGUAUUCUACGUCACCUUUAGUACAAAAGCAACGCUAGCAAACAUGUAUGGUGUAAAUAUCACUGGCUUCAUUGUACAAAACCUUGACGAUUAUUGGUUACAUACUUCACGAUGAUUAUAGUUGAUUUUGUACAAUA